CCCAUUUCUCGAGCUGAUACCACAGGAAACCCUAGAACGCGUGUGAUAUAUUCCGCCGCAGCCAAUCGCUCGACGCUCUCGAUCUCCUCUCCUCUUCGUGGGGCGUCGCAAACUCUCUCCCUCAAGAUGUCGAAGCGAGGACGUGGAGGAUCUGCCGGAAAUAAGUUCCGGAUGUCACUGGGUCUGCCGGUGGCCGCGACUGUGAAUUGCGCCGACAACACGGGCGCGAAGAAUCUUUACAUUAUCUCCGUUAAGGGGAUCAAAGGCCGGCUUAAUCGGCUUCCUUCGGCCUGCGUUGGCGACAUGGUCAUGGCCACCGUCAAGAAAGGGAAGCCCGAUCUGAGGAAGAAGGUCAUGCCGGCCGUCAUUGUGAGGCAGCGGAAGCCGUGGCGCAGAAAGGACGGCGUCUACAUGUACUUUGAAGAUAAUGCUGGAGUUAUUGUGAAUCCUAAGGGAGAAAUGAAAGGCUCUGCUAUCACUGGACCCAUUGGGAAGGAAUGUGCUGAUCUGUGGCCUAGAAUUGCUAGCGCGGCAAAUGCUAUUGUCUGAUGGAAGUGUGAUGGAAGAGUCAUAGCUGUGGCUAUCUAUGAAUUUUGUGUUUUUCGAUCGAGCUUAGUGAACUUCAACUUUCUCUACUGUGCCUUAAAUAUAGUUGCAGGUUUUUGUCAAACAGCGAAUGUUAUUCUAGUUCUUGCACUCAUUUGGAUAGUUUUUGAUCGUCGUGUGUUUGUUUUAA
Ananas comosus (pineapple) is the source of this 736-nucleotide messenger RNA. RefSeq names its product 60S ribosomal protein L23. The record is from RefSeq and is a predicted model, not a curated record. NCBI's taxonomy places the organism in Eukaryota, Viridiplantae, Streptophyta, Magnoliopsida, Poales, Bromeliaceae. Gene Ontology annotation, molecular function: large ribosomal subunit rRNA binding; structural constituent of ribosome. Gene Ontology annotation, cellular component: cytosolic large ribosomal subunit; ribosome. The transcript is spliced from 4 exons. Gene Ontology annotation, biological process: translation. Bases 127 to 549 code for a protein of 140 amino acids.